GUUACCCGGAGCUGCUGCUGUGCGGAGAACAACGGAAGAAGUCUGUUCAGACAGAAGACCCAUUUAAUGAUGAGCAACAAGAGAGGAAAGAAGUGGAAAUGUUGGCUAAGAAGUUUGAAAUGAAAUAUGGUGGAAAACCCCGUAAACACCGGAAGGAUCGGCUACAAGAUUUAAUUGAUAUAGGCUUUGGCUAUGAUGAGACAGAUCCAUUUAUUGAUAACUCAGAAGCUUAUGAUGAAUUAGUUCCUGCUUCUCUAACAACAAAAUAUGGAGGCUUUUAUAUCAAUACUGGCACUCUGCAGUUUCGCCAAGCUUCAGAUACUGAAGAAGAAGAUACUACAGACAACCAAAAGCACAAGCCACCCAAGGUUCCCAAAAUAAAAGAGGAUGAUAUUGAGACAAAGAAGCGGAAGCGGAAAGAGGAAGGGGAAAAGGAGAAGAAGCCAAGGAAAAAAGUACCCAAACAAAUGGGAGUUGUGGCUCUAAAUUCACACAAGGCUGAAAAAAAGAAGAAACGUUAUAAAGAUUCACUUUCUUUAGCUGCCAUGAUACGAAAAUUUCAAAAAGAGAAGGAUGAAUUAAAGGAGUCUAAUCCGAAAGUCCCAGUGACCUUAUCAACCUCCUCUCUGACCAAGUCCCCGUGUGCUGCCACAGCAUUGGGAAAUGAUGUCCCGGACUUAAAUCUGAGCAGCACUGAUCCAGACCUCCCCAUUUUUGUUAGCACAAAUGAACACGAACUGUUUCAGGAAGCCGAAAAUGCCCUAGAGAUACUAGAUGACUUCGACUUUGACAGAUUCCUGGAUGCUGCUUCUGAUGAGAGUCCUCUCUCUGAGUCGGGGGGAGAAAAUGGAACCACCAUCCAGCCAACCUUUGCCUCUCAGGUUAUGCCUAAGGUGAUACCUACACUCCCAGAGGGUCUGCCUGUACUUCUUGAAAAACGCAUUGAGGACCUCCGUGUAGUAAGUGCUGCCAAACUUUUUGAUGAAGAAGGAAGAAAAAAAUUCUUUACACAGGAUAUGAAUAAUAUUCUUCUGGACAUUGAGUUACAGCUACAAGAGUUAGGCCCUGUCAUUCGUAGUGGUGUCUACUCUCAUCUUGAAGCGUUUGUGCCAUGCAAUAAAGAAACACUGGUAAAACGUCUGAAAAAGUUACAUCUCAAUGUCCAGGAUGAUCGCUUAAGAGAACCUCUGCAAAAACUGAAACUGGCUGUUAGCAAUGUCAUGCCUGAACAGCUAUUUAAAUACCAAGAGGACUGCCAGGCUCGUAGUCAAGCUAAGUGUGCCAAGUUACAAACAGAUGAAGAACGAGAAAGGAAUGGAUCUGAGGAAGAUGAUGAUGAGAAACCAGGGAAACGUGUUAUUGGACCAAGAAAGAAAUUCCACUGGGAUGACACCAUUAGAACUUUGUUGUGUAACCUGGUUAAGAUCAAGUUGGGAUGCUAUGAAUUAGAGCCAAAUAAAAGCCAGUCUGCUGAGGAUUAUCUUAAAUCCUUCAUGGAGACAGAGGUGAAGCCAUUGUGGCCUAAGGGCUGGAUGCAGGCGAGAAUGCUUUUUAAAGAAAGCCGGAGUGUACAUAAUCAUCUUACUUCUGCUCCGGCAAAGAAAAAAGUGAUUCCUGCAUCCAAACCCAAAGUAAAGGAGUGUAGUCCAAAAAAGGACUCCAGAGCACCUUCAUCCUCGGUGGCUUCCGCCAGUGGCCCUUCGUCCAGCUCCAGUGCUUCUGUUGUUGCUUCAACCAGCUCCAGCUCAACACCAGCUCAAGAAACCAUCUGCCUCGAUGACUCCCCAGAUGAAGACCUUUCUUUCCACUCGCCUUCACUGGAACUUGUUUCUGAAGCUUUGGCUGUCAUCAACAAUGGGAACAAGGGCACGGCAGUUGGUUCAAGGAUAAGCAUGCCAGGUACAAAACCUCGUCCAGGACUAAGAGAAGAAAAAUUAGCAACUAUCAUGAGUAAGCUGCCACUGGCAACUCCCAAAAAACUAGAUUCUACUCAGACCGCACAUUCAUCAAGUCUUAUUGCUGGUCACACAGGACCAGUACCAAAGAAACCCCAGGAUUUAGCUCAUACUGGCAUCUCUUCUGGCCUUAUUGCUGGUUCUUCAAUUCAGAACCCUAAAGUCUCCUUAGAACCAUUGCCAGCCAGGCUACUUCAACAAGGACUACAAAGGUCAAGCCAGAUUCAUGCUUCUUCCUCUUCGCAGACUCAUACAUCCUCUUCUUCCCAAGCCCAAGUUGCUGCCUCCUCUCACACUCUGGGAACAUCAGAGGCCCAAGAUGCUUCUUCAUUAACACAAGUCACAAAGGCCCACCAGCACUCAGCUGUCCAGCAGAACUAUGUUUCUCCAUUACAGGCAACCAUUAGUAAGUCACAUACCAACCCAGUGGUGAAAUUAAGUAAUAAUCCCCAACUUUCCUGUUCAUCCCCACUACUGAAGACUUCAGAUAAGCCACUUAUGUACCGGCUCCCCUUAUCGACCCCCUCCCCUGGAAAUGGUUCUCAGGGGUCUCUGGUUCCCCUGGUUUCUAGGACAGCACCAAGCACCACUACCUCUAGUAACUAUUUAGCCAAGGCUAUGGUGUCACAAAUCUCCACGCAGGGUUUCAAAUCCCCCUUCUCAAUGACUGCAUCCCCAAAACUUGCCGCAUCUCCCAAACCUGCCACAUCUCCCAAACCCUUGCCCUCACCUAAGCCUUCUGCUUCACCCAAGCCCUCUCUGUCAGCCAAGCCUUCAGUGUCAUCUAAACUAAUUUCUAAAUCCAACCCAGCUCCCAAGCCUACAAUAUGCCCAAGUUCUUCCAAUCCAAAUACACUAGUAGCCCAGAGUAGCCACUCUACCAGUAACAACCCAGUCCAUAAACAGCCCACUGGAUUGAACAUCAGCAGACAGUCUCCCACCUUGAAUUUAAUGCCCUCUAAUCGCACUUCAAGCUUUCCAUCUACAAAAAAUCUUCAGGCCCCUUCUAAGCUAACAAACUCGUUAUCUACUGGAACUAUUGGGAAGAACAGCUUGAGUGGAAUUGCAAUGAAUGUACCUGCCAGCAGAGGUAGCAACCUUAACUCAAGCGGAGCUACUAGGACUAGUCUAUCUGGUGGAACAGGAAGUGGAAUACAGGGUGCUACUAAAUCGUUAUCUACUCCACAUAGACUGUCCUCUGCCUCAGGGUCUUCAGUGGUAACAGCCAGUGUGCAGUCCACAGCAGGAGCAUCAUUAUUGGCUAAUGCCUCACCUCUGACUCUCAUGACAUCACCUUUGUCUGUAACAAAUCAAAAUGUGACUCCUUUUGGGAUGCUGGGUGGCCUUGUUCCAGUGACCAUGCCCUUCCAGUUUCCCUUGGAGCUCCUUGGCUUUGGAACGGACACCGCUGGAGUGACAACCACCUCGGGAUCUACCUCAGCCGCUUUCCACCACAGCCUAACUCAGAAUUUACUAAAGGGUUUACAACCAGGAGCUCAGCAUGCAGCAACACUUUCCCACGCACCUCUGCCCACGCAUUUACAACAGGCAUUUAAUGAUGGAGGCCAAAGUAAAGCGGACACUAAGUUACCACGGAAAACUCAGUGACUUCCCAGCAAGCAGAGGGAAGUGUUCAACUGACUGAUGGGAUCUACCUGAUGGGAAAGUCCUUAUGUGGUCACAGGGCUGCUGUUUCUGUCGAUGUUUACAUUCUCGUCCCAAGCACUGUGGUGAGGAGGAAAAGGAAGGAAAACUACUUGAGCAAGCCAGGUGCAGGAGGAAGAAAUGCUUUUGUGCAAAGGAGCGGGAAUAUGGACAGACGGCUGCUGCUGACCCUGCGCUGAGGGCACUGUGCUUCGCUGUGGGCCUGGGGUGGCGGCUGCGGGCGGGGCAGAGUCCGCGCUCCCGAGCGUCCGCUCUCCCGGGCGCCGCCAGCUGCCUGUGCACUCUCAGUUGCACGUGCCCUUUCACGGUAUCCACGAGGCAUUCCAGACUUUGUGGAUCUCUAGUUUUUACAACACUCCUAUUCCUCUUUUCUAAGAAAAAAAGAAGGGCAGGUAAAUUUUUUAACAACAAAAAAACGCACACAUUUCAUAAAACGCUGAUAAAUUUUGGAUAUGUAAGAGCAUAAACAUUCCUAAAAAUGGAUCUGUAAGUUUAGUAAAGCAACCCAUGGGUAUAUUCCUUCAGUGCAGGGAUUCUUCUUUCAUUUUACUUUGCAACAGCCUUGCUCAUAUUCCAGCUGUAGCUAGUAAACCCGUUUUAAAGCAAGAGCCUUAUUUGAUUCAGUGUAGAUGUUUCCUGUCCUUUGUGACAGGGCCUUUUACAUGAGUGCUUUUUUCUUUUUGUAUGUGUUAUGUGUUUGUUGUAUUGAAUAAAGAGAAAUGUACAUAUUA
Dipodomys ordii (Ord's kangaroo rat) is the source of this 4351-nucleotide messenger RNA. RefSeq names its product ubinuclein 2 (gene Ubn2). The transcript has 18 exons. Gene Ontology annotation, cellular component: nucleus. Bases 99 to 3563 code for a protein of 1154 amino acids. The record is from RefSeq and is a predicted model, not a curated record. Lineage: Eukaryota; Metazoa; Chordata; Mammalia; Rodentia; Heteromyidae.